UUUUCGUCGUCAAACAUUUUUCUUUUUCUGAAAACGCAUAUGGAGUCCCAUUCAGUCUCAGAGGGGAACAUCAGCAAGCAGCAGAGACACAGCAUCAACCGGAGAACCAGUCCAAAAUAAAACUCUGUAUUUGAGGGAAAACUUGAAUUUUAAGUGGUGUAAAUGGUGUACUCAGUGUGAGUUGGGAAGUGGGAGACACUUCAUUGUUAUGCUUUUGGAUAAUACUGUGAUUGAAAUUGGCAUUUGAUGUUCAAUACUCGUAUGGAAAAAAAUGCUUGGAGGGAUGGGUUUGGUUGAAUAUCGGUGAUAUUUAACAUCUAUCUUGUUUCAAGAAGAAUUUUCAGAUGGGGGUAUGAUUUAACUGGUUCUGGACAGGUGCAACGAUUAGCUAGGACGUGUUUCACUGAAUGAGGCUAUUGGCAUAGUCUUUGUUCCCUUAGUUUGGCAGGAAGACAUUUCAACAUGAAGAUAGGUUCUGCAAAAUAUUGUCUUGGAGAAAAACUUUCAUGCUUCCAGAGGUAUUCAAGAGCAAUAGGUGGUGAAAAUUUUCACCUAGUUCCAUAUAAUGUAACUGCCUUGAAUUUGAGGAUGGGCUACAAGAGGUUGACUCAGGGUCAAACUUCUAUAAGGAAGCAUCCUACAAGUUCUGCCAUCUGGAGAGCAUAUUCUAUGUCUGUUAGUUUAGAGGAAUCUUCAUCCCUACAGUCGGAAAAUUAUCCAAGUGAGAAUGAUUUUGCAACAGAGAAUUCAUCAGAAGAGCCGCUUGCCCAACCAUUAAGCAGUGAUGAGCUGAAGUCACUGCUGGCUGAUUCUGAAAGGGAAAGGCUAAUUAAAAAACUAAGUGAAGCUAAUCAACAAAAUCGAUUCCUCAAACGGCAGAUGCACAUAAAUGAGGAUGCCUUGGUUAACUUCAAAAGUGAAAUUGCUGUCAUGGAACUUGAAAUUCAGGCAUUGGUUAAAUUAGCUGAAGAAAUAGCUAAUUCUGCCAUUCCUGAAGGAUCAAGAAAGAUCAAUGGAAAGUAUAUUCAAUCUCACCUUCUUUCGCGGCUAGAAGUAACUGAAACUUUGCUGUGUACGUCUGAAGCUGUACUUGAGAAGUUGAAGGAUCAGAUAAAGGAUGUCGAUGCUGCACAAUCCAAGGAGGUUCCUCUGUUCUGGUGUGGUAUGGCUGAGAGCGUUCAAGUUAUGGGAACAUUUGAUGGAUGGAGUCAAGGAGAGCAUCUAUCACCAGAAUAUACGGGUUCUUUUACCAAGUUUUCAACAACAUUACUGCUGAGACCUGGAAGGUAUGAGAUCAAGUUCUUAGUGGAUGGAGAGUGGAAGCUAUCCCCAGAAUUCCCUACUGUUCGAGAAGGUUUAAUGGAAAAUAACUUGUUAAUUGUUAAGUGAAACUACAGGGUUUUCAGUUCUGAACAUGGUUCUUCUAUGUCGGGUUCAUAAUCAGCUUCUUAGUUUGUAGCAGUACUAGUAUCUUCUCAUGGUUCAAUUAAUUUAGGCUAGUUUCUUGUGACUCUGGUGUGCAUUCUCUAUAUAAUUAUAGAAUAAUACAAUUCUAAUUCUUAACUUUAAA
Ziziphus jujuba (common jujube) is the source of this 1570-nucleotide messenger RNA. Its product is annotated as protein PTST, chloroplastic. Bases 463 to 1389 code for a protein of 308 amino acids. The transcript is spliced from 10 exons. The record is from RefSeq and is a predicted model, not a curated record. Lineage: Eukaryota; Viridiplantae; Streptophyta; Magnoliopsida; Rosales; Rhamnaceae.